AUGGUAUCGGAGGACACCGAAGUGACCAGCGACUGGAACAACAGCAUCGAGUUUCUGAUGUCUUGUAUCGCGAUGUCUAUCGGGUUCGGCAACAUCUGGCGGUUUCCGUUCACCGCGUACGAAAACGGCGGCGGUGUUUUCCUGAUACCGUACGUGAUCGUUCUGUUUCUCGUCGGGAAACCGUUCUAUUACUUGGAAAUGAUAAUGGGACAAUUCUCCACGUCCUCCUCGAUCAGAGUUUGGAACGUGUCGCCUGCUUUCGUCGGUGUUGGUUGGGCACAAUUCUGUUCCAACGUUGCCCUAAUGACUUACUACAGCUCUCUGAUGUCGCUGACAUUGUACUUUUUGAUCGCGUCCUUCUCUGCCGAGCUGCCUUGGUCGAAAUGCAGGGAGGAAUGGGGUAAAUACUGCGUGGACUCGGGCAAAAAAUUGAACGUCACGGGCAACGGUACCAUCUUCGACGAAAGGACAGGGGAAACCAACGUGUUUCGCUUGUUGUUGACCGACGAACAGUACAGAAGCUCGGCCGAGUACUAUUUCACAAAAGUCGUUCUUCAGGAGAAAGACAGUAUCGACGACGGGAUCGGUAUGCCAGAUUGGAAACUGACUCUUUGCCUGCUCGGCAGUUGGCUGUCCGUGAUCCUGAUUACAUUCCAAGGUGUGAAGAGUUCGGGGAAAGCUUCCUAUUUCCUGGCGAUCUUCCCUUAUAUUAUUCUGAUCAGCCUUCUGGUCAGGGCAGCAACGCUGGACGGUGCUGGGAACGGGAUCUUGUAUUUCGUCACGCCGAAAUGGUCAAAGCUGUUCGAUCCGACUGUUUGGUACGCGGCCGUGACUCAAUGCUUCUUCUCGCUGUCCGUCUGUUUCGGAACUAUCGUCAACUAUUCGUCGCACAACGAUUUCAAACAUAACAUUUACAGGGAUGCGAUGAUCGUGACCAGUCUCGAUACGGUGACGAGUCUGAUUGCAGGUUGCACGAUAUUCGGGAUUCUGGGGAAUCUCGCCCACGAAAUGGGCGUCUCGGACAUCGACAAAGUGGUCAAGUCCGGCGCUGGCCUGGCGUUCGUUUCCUAUCCGGAUGCGAUCGCGAAAUUCAAUGUUGUGCCGCAGCUCUUUGCGAUUCUAUUUUUCGUGAUGAUGUUCGUCCUGGGUGUCGGUAGUAUCGUGGGAAUGGUCUCGAGCGUUGUCACUGCAUUGAAAGAGAAGCUACCGAACGCGAAGAUCUGGCAGAUCGUGCUUCCAGUGUGUCUAAUGGGAUUUGCUGUCAGCACGGUUUACGUAACUCCGGGUGGCCAAUUUUUGUUGACAUUGGUCGAUUAUUACGGUACAUCGUUCGUAGUGUUCAUCCUGGCGUCCUUUGAGAUCACUGCGGUCACGUGGUUAUACGGUAUAGAGAACUUUAUAGACGAUCUCGAGUUCAUGCUCGGCAGAGGAACGAGCAGCUAUUGGAGAAUCUGUUGGUUCCUGGUGACACCUUUAAUUCUGAUAGUAAUCUUCAUUUAUACUGUCGUCACCCUGUCACCAUUGACUUACGGCGGAAAAGGAUUUCCGGUCUCCGCUCACGUAGCCGGCGCGGUUAUUUUGUGCUUCAGUGUUUUCCAAAUACCAUUCUGGAUGAUGGUGCAAAUGAUGAAAAACAGACGACUGCCGUUCAAACAGAACCUGAAAGCAUCAUUUAUGCCGACGUCAGAAUGGGGACCAAGGGGUACCAAGUCUAAGAAAGCCUGGAUCCUUUACAAGGAAGAAAAAGAAAAGGCGAGAAGUCUCAGAAGCCAGCCCAAGUGGCUUCAAUUGACGUGUAUAUUGUUCCGUGUAAAACCAAAAUAA
Dufourea novaeangliae is the source of this 1824-nucleotide messenger RNA. Its product is annotated as sodium-dependent nutrient amino acid transporter 1-like. The coding region runs from base 1 to 1824 and encodes 607 amino acids. The record is from RefSeq and is a predicted model, not a curated record. NCBI's taxonomy places the organism in Eukaryota, Metazoa, Arthropoda, Insecta, Hymenoptera, Halictidae. Gene Ontology annotation, molecular function: L-amino acid transmembrane transporter activity. The transcript is spliced from 8 exons. Gene Ontology annotation, cellular component: membrane. Gene Ontology annotation, biological process: sodium ion transmembrane transport.